Messenger RNA from Brassica napus (rape), 5664 nucleotides. Its product is annotated as probable inorganic phosphate transporter 1-3. Gene Ontology annotation, cellular component: membrane. Lineage: Eukaryota; Viridiplantae; Streptophyta; Magnoliopsida; Brassicales; Brassicaceae. Gene Ontology annotation, biological process: transmembrane transport; phosphate ion transport. The transcript is spliced from 2 exons. The record is from RefSeq and is a predicted model, not a curated record. The coding region runs from base 1138 to 2703 and encodes 521 amino acids. Gene Ontology annotation, molecular function: phosphate transmembrane transporter activity.
UAUAUAAUUAACUAAAAGGACCAAAAUGAAUAUAAAAAUGAAACUUCAAAUUUAAAAUUUUGAAGUUUUAUUUUGGAAAGCAAAAAACAUCUAUAUUUAAAGUUAUAGAAUUUUUUUGGAGAUGGUCUAACACGAAAAUGAGCCACAUACAAUAUUUUGACCUGGUUUUAAUUUAAGCGUUAUUUUCUUUAUGUUUCUUUAUUUUUGAUAUACCAUAUCGACUGAUCUGGUUAUUGGUAAACCUCAUGUUUCUCUUCUUGUUUUUCCAUUCUUGAUAUAUUCUUUUUAACUUAGUAUUGUAAAUUUUUGAUAGAUCUUUUUUUCUUCUCGAAAACUGACUUGAACAUGCUAACAUUUUGAGAUUCUAUAGUACCUCUCAUAGCAAGCUUUCUCCCGUACCGUUUAAAAGUUCUAAAUGACCAUAUAUGCUGAACAACCUGAUGAUGUUAUUAAUUGACAGAUCAAACUGGGACAUACAACUGGAUCAGAAAAAUAUAUAGUUUUUGUUUUUUCUCCACGAUUGAUUAGUGUAAGACUCUUCACAUUCAUACCCAAAAAAAGAUUAGUGAUAUACCAAAGCAACGACGAUCAACAGAUUCAAAAGAUUUUAAUUUCGAAAAUUCUCAAUAUGGACAUGUUUCCUAUUUGACGAGUAUGUGACAUGAAUAUAAGACAUAGAGAGUAUAUACCUAGUUCUAAGAAAAAAAAAUAAACAAGUGAUGAUAUUUUUCAAAAAAUAGUAAGUGAGGAUAUACCUAACAAAGAUACCGCUCGCAGAUCAACUAGCCUUCUAUAAAUUCUCUAACAUUUCUGUACUCAUACCAUCUCUUCAUUCUCUCUCACCCAGGCUUCUAAUUUAACAAGGUUAGGAAACAAAAUUGUGUUAAGAUUUACUUAUGGUUUAUAAGCAUCGACAUUUUAGCGUAUGUAAUCUCAUUUUUGGGUAUUUAAGAUGUUUCUUUCUUGUCUCUCUUUUAGACCUGAACCCUAAUAAAGAGACAAACUAGCUUUUCUCUCCUACCCGACAGGAGGAUCAGAAUGUUUCUGCAUUAAAUUAUUCAUAUUUGCAAGAUAUAUAUCGAUGCAAAAGUAUUAACGUUUUAACUCCUGAAAGCAGGAGAGACAAUAAAAACUGAGAUGGCUGAACAACAACUAGGAGUGCUGAAGGCACUUGAUGUUGCGAAAACGCAACUUUACCAUUUCACGGCGAUUGUAAUAGCCGGAAUGGGUUUCUUCACAGAUGCUUAUGAUCUGUUUUGCGUAUCAUUGGUGACCAAGCUUCUUGGCCGCCUCUAUUACUUCAAUCCACUGUCAGAGAAGCCUGGCUCACUUCCCCCUCAUGUUGCGGCUGCGGUCAACGGUGUGGCUCUCUGUGGGACCCUUGCUGGUCAGCUAUUCUUUGGAUGGCUAGGUGACAAACUUGGUAGGAAAAAAGUGUAUGGUAUCACAUUGAUCAUGAUGAUCGUGUGCUCCGUUGCUUCUGGUCUCUCUUUCGGUAACAAAGCCAAGGGUGUCAUGACCACUCUUUGCUUCUUCAGGUUUUGGCUGGGAUUUGGUAUUGGAGGUGACUACCCUCUUUCUGCCACCAUUAUGUCUGAAUACGCUAACAAGAAGACCCGUGGUGCUUUCAUCGCUGCCGUGUUCGCCAUGCAAGGUGUCGGGAUCUUGGCCGGAGGUUUCGUGGCGCUUGCAGUAUCUUCCAUAUUUGACAAGAAAUUCCCAGCUCCAACAUAUGCAGUCAACAGGGCUCUCUCAACGCCUCCUCAAGCUGAUUAUAUUUGGAGAAUCAUCGUCAUGUUUGGUGCUCUACCCGCAGCCUUGACUUAUUACUGGCGUAUGAAAAUGCCAGAAACUGCUCGUUACACUGCUUUGGUUGCCAAGAACAUCAAACAGGCGACACAAGAUAUGUCCAAGGUUUUACAAGUGGAACUUGAGAUGGAGGAAAGAGCUGAAGAUAUCGUUCAAGACCCUAGACUUAACUAUGGCUUGUUCUCCAAGGAGUUCGCCAAACGACAUGGCCUUCCCCUCCUCGGAUGUACCUCGACUUGGUUCUUGCUUGACAUUGCCUUCUAUAGCCAAAACUUGUUCCAAAAGGAUAUUUUCUCCGCUAUCGGAUGGAUUCCAAAGGCAGCAACCAUGAACGGAAUCCACGAGGUUUUCAUGAUCGCCAGGGCACAAACCCUCAUUGCACUUUGCAGUACCGUCCCUGGUUACUGGUUCACGGUCGCGUUUAUUGAUAUUAUGGGAAGGUUUGCAAUCCAGUUAAUGGGAUUCUUCAUGAUGACCGUUUUUAUGUUUGCCAUUGCCUUUCCCUACGACCACUGGAUUAAACCGGACAACCGUAUCGGUUUCGUGGUCAUGUACUCCCUCACUUUCUUCUUUGCUAACUUUGGACCAAAUGCAACCACUUUCAUUGUCCCAGCCGAGAUCUUCCCUGCCAGGCUAAGGUCCACAUGCCAUGGUAUAUCAGCCGCAACAGGUAAGGCUGGAGCCAUUGUGGGAGCUUUUGGAUUCUUAUACGCAGCUCAGCCACAAGACAAGACCAAGACGGACGCAGGAUACCCACCGGGUAUUGGAGUCAAGAAUUCGUUGAUCAUGCUUGGUGUCAUUAACUUUGUUGGUAUGCUCUUCACCUUCCUCGUCCCUGAGCCCAAGGGUAAGUCCCUUGAAGAGCUCUCCGGAGAGACUGAAGUUGAAAAAUGAUUAAGGCGUCAUAUUUACAGUUCCUUUUAUUGCUUCCGGUUAACUAACUCUUGUUUAACAAUUUACUGUGUUUUGGGAUGCUUGAUCUGUUGUUUGUAUUGGUGCACCUCUCAUUUUUAUUGUGUGACAAAAAUUUGAUCAUUCACUUGGUCAUAUUGCUAUGUUGAUUGCUUAUGUCCAUAACACGCUAUUAAUUUCUUUUUAAGUUUUUAUUAUUGUUAUGAUGUUUAUAUUUCGUUUAUACGUGUCUACAUCUUUGAAAACAUGAAUUUAUCCAUAUAGCUUAUGCAGGUAUCCGCAAAGAUCAUUUUUUAAUAUCAAAAUUAGUUUACAAGAGAAAUUAGUUUAUUUUAAAUGAUUUACCUGACACUAAUAGAUAUGAUUUGGUCUGAGUUGGAUUAAUGGAUUGAAAAAUAUUUACUAUGAUAUAUGAUAGAAACUCCCCUAAGACAUCAACUUACAUAUUAAAUGGAAAUACAUCUGCCAGUGUUCUUCCGGAUAUCUUACGUAUAUCGAAUAUGCUUUGUUUUAACAAUGAUUUUGACUUUUGCCAAAUGAUAGCUAAUCUUCAUUGCUAUAUGUAUCCAGAUUGUCAAUCCUCAAACGUCAACUAUUAGAGUUGAACAACUAUUUUUCGAAUUGAAUAUAAAAUUUAUUCAAAUUAAAAAACGUUUGUCAACUAUUAGAGUUAACCGAUUCUUUUUCGAAUUGAAUAUAAAAUUUACUCAAAUUAAAAACCGUUUUGUCACAUCAAGUGUGGUUCUUCUUUAGAUUUAAAUAUACACAAAGCUUUAACGUAAAGAAACUGAAACUUGAAGGAUUUGAACUUAGAUUACCUUGAGCUGCAAACUAUGUUAGAAGAAUUAAAUGAUUCGACUACAAAGAAAAUGGAGAAAUAUGUAACCUCUUGACUUAUGUUGGCACUAAAAUACCCUAUAAUCAAAACUCCACAUAAAACCAUAAAUGUUAGUAAAUUAUUCUGUAUGGGCUUGAGUUUCGGUACAAGUAGUUAACACGGUAGACCGUAACAGACGAUCGAUCAACCUUUUAACAUUAAUUGAAAAGUAUACCAAAUUCGAGUCAGACAGUGUAGUACGCUUUUGAGUUAGUCCACUCUAAAUUACUAAAUGCGUUCCUCUCUGGGCUGACCGGAUCAAUCGGCAGGGUUUAUAAAAAAACCUAUAAAUGGUAAUAAUCCUUUUUUAAUUAUUUUCUUAUUUAAUUUAAGAGAAUUAUUGUUUAUAUUGCAGAAAUUAAUAAUUGCAAAUUUGAAAUCAAUCAUCGUUUAUAUAUAAUUAGUUAAUAUUGGUCACAAGUAAUGCCAUAUGUGUGCAUGUGAGAAACUAAAAUCAUGUUUAAUAUAUACUUCUUUCGUGUAACUCAAAGUCUCAAACGGGACGCUUGUGUUAUUUAAUCAUAGCCCUUUCAAUUUAAAAACUUAUCACCAAAAUAAGAGAAACCAAUAAACUAAAGAAACAGAUAAAAAAAUGACUAAAUAAUAGUUAUUUAACAAUCUAAUAAUUAAAAAAUAUUUUUUAAUUCUAUAUGUUUAUAUUAAAAUCAAACUAAAUCUAAGGAAAAACCAUGAAAUAGAACUAAGAAAACUAAGUGAAAUUGUAAAGAUAAAACAAAAUAAAGAUGGCCAUUAAGCAAAAAAAAAAGAAGUCUGAAUGAGAAUGAGAAUGAGACUAACGGAUUUAGUGGGUCCGGUCAUUUGCGUUACUAGCGAUACAACCAUAAUUCGUCGCAAAAAAAAAAAAUAAAAAACCAUAAUUCGUCGCACAAAAAAAAAAUAACGAUAAAACCAUAAUACUCUAUGUUUUUGUUCUUCCUAGACAGCUCUCAAUUAGAAAAAAAACUAGACACCUCUCAAUUAAAAAAAACUAGACACUUGGCCCUGAAUCGGAGUACCACUUUGCGUUAAAUCACUAUGUUUUUUUGUUCUUCCUCCACAACUUUUAUGAUCAUCAUAUCCGGAUUUAGUGCGCCAUUUGGAGCUCCGACAUUGCACACAAACUUCAACACUUUUUAUGGUGGGUAUCAUUGCAUGCCAUUACAGUGAAAGCAAAUCUAAGACGCCGUCGAAUUAACAUUUAUGUUGCACAAGAGAGGAAACAAGGGACCGUUAGUUUUUUUUUCUGUCCCUACACAGAAGUAAUAUGGCGGAUCUCUCCAAUCCACCCCACACAUAUUAUUUGUUACCCAACAAUCACCAUUGGCAAUAUAAAAUCGUUUUUUCCUUCCACAACAACACCAAUGCCCAUAUGGAAAGCCAUUAUCUAACGGUUUGGGUAAUAUGUCAUAUUUGGAAAAUUCAGAAUGAUCUAAUAUUAAAAUAGAGGAAUGUAACAAUGGAAGAUAUGGUUAAGGGAGCGAGUGAUGACGUGAAGUACUGAAUAUCUAUGCUUCAUUAAGGUAAAGACAAACACGUCGAAUGGAAUUCAAAAUAUAAAUCGACUCAACCAAAUUUAAUGGCACAACUCACUAAAAAUAUAGGUGAAGUGUGAGUAUGAAUUCCAUUUUAGAGGUAUGAUAAAGUGGAAUUCAAAAGUGAUAACUUGAAUAUCAAUCCGAUAAUCAACGGAAACGCCAAGAAGUUGAAACUAAAUUGUAUCUAUACUAUUUGGGUUUGGACAACCUUGUUUAGUUUAGUUAAUCCAGCUCAUUACGGCUGAUUAUACGUAAAUCAGCUGUAACUAUCUCACAUAAGUUAGUCAUAAAUUUAAUAACUCAGCAAUUCGAUGAUCACUAAAUUAGCCAGAGAAACAUAAUUCAGCCGUGUCUUAUCUAUAAAUCCGCCAAAUUUUCGACAAAUCAGUCUGAUGAUGCAUACGUUAGCCAGAACUUGUAUUCGUAAGUCAGCCAUUAUCUAAUAAAUCAGCCAUAUUUUUGUAAAUUGGUAGAUUAUGGAUUUGACCCAUUUUCAUCCAUAGUUUAUAUGUGUUUUUACCAAUAUUUAUA